Molecule: messenger RNA, 2123 nt
Organism: Capsella rubella
Lineage: Eukaryota; Viridiplantae; Streptophyta; Magnoliopsida; Brassicales; Brassicaceae
Product: monocopper oxidase-like protein SKS1
Exons: 9
Coding region: 111-1883 (590 amino acids)
Cellular component (GO): plasma membrane
Molecular function (GO): oxidoreductase activity; copper ion binding
Source: RefSeq, a predicted model, not a curated record
CAACACAUUGCUUCGUCUUCUCUACCGUUUCGAUUUCACUCUUUAUUUAUGUCAAAUUCCUUAGCUUUCUGAUCACGAACUAGCUUUAACAAAAGAAAAACCCCAACUUUAUGGCGGCGACUUGUUCUGUGCUCGCCGUCUCCUUCCUCCUCUGCUUUGCUCUUUUCUCCGCCGUGUCUUUCGCCGCGGACCCUUUUGUCUCCUACGACUUCAAAGUUUCUUACAUCACCGCUUCUCCCCUCGGCGUUCCUCAACAGGUUAUAGCUGUCAAUGGGCAGUUUCCAGGGCCUCUGCUUAAUGCUACUACCAACUACAAUGUUGUUGUUAACGUCUUCAAUCAUUUGGAUGAGCCUCUCCUCUUGACUUGGCCUGGCAUCCAAAUGCGGCGUAACUCAUGGCAAGAUGGUGUUCUUGGCACAAAUUGCCCAAUUCCUCCCAGAUGGAACUUUACUUACCAAUUCCAAGUGAAGGAUCAGAUUGGAAGCUUUUUCUACUCCCCUUCACUCAACUUUCAGAGAGCAUCUGGGGGUUUUGGUCCCAUCGUGAUUAAUAACCGUAACAUCAUCCCUAUCCCUUUCCCACAGCCUGACGGCGAACUCAUCUUCAUUAUUGGUGAUUGGUACACUCAGGACCAUAAAGCAUUAAGGAGAAUUCUCGACUCUGGGAAAGAUCUUGGGAUGCCAGAUGGAGUCCUCAUCAAUGGAAAGGGUCCUUACAAGUACAACAGUAGUGUACCUGAUGGGAUUGAUUACUUAACCUUUCAUGUUGAACCAGGAAAAACAUACAGAAUCCGUGUACACAAUGUUGGGAUCUCGACAAGCUUGAACUUCAGGAUUCAGAACCACAAUUUGCUUUUGGUGGAAACCGAGGGUCACUAUACUUCACAGGCAAACUUUACUGAUUUUGAUGUUCAUGUAGGGCAGUCUUAUUCUUUCUUGGUAACCAUGGACCAAAAUGCCACGAGUGACUACUACAUUGUUGCCAGUGCUAGAUUUGUGAAUGAAACAGUGUGGCAAAGAGUCACUGGUGUUGCCAUUCUCCAUUAUUCUAAUUCCCAAGGACCUGUUUCUGGUCCUCUACCAGUUCCAAAAACCGAUGUUUCUAGCCCGUGGUCAGCAAUGGGCCAGCCAAAGGCCAUCAGGCAAAACACAUCUGCUAGUGGAGCUCGUCCAAAUCCGCAGGGAUCAUUUCAUUAUGGUCAAAUAAACAUCACUAAUACAUACAUUUUGAGAAGUUUGCCUCCAACAACAAUUAACGGUGCUCUUCGCGCUACACUUAAUGGGAUAUCAUUUGUGAAUCCAAGCACUCCAGUGAGACUUGCUGAUCGCAAUAAAGUGAAAGGAGCUUAUAAGCUGGACUUCCCUGAGAAACCUUUUAAUAGACCUCCUCGUUUGGACAGAUCUAUGAUCAACGCAACAUACAAGGGAUUUAUACAAGUUAUAUUCCAGAACAACGACACCAAGAUCCAGAGCUUUCAUGUUGAUGGCUAUUCAUUUUUUGUUGUUGGGAUGGAGUUUGGUAUUUGGUCAGAAGACAAAAAGGGUUCAUAUAACAACUGGGAUGCCAUCUCAAGAAGCACAAUCGAGGUAUACCCAGGGGGAUGGACGGCUGUACUUAUUUCCCUUGAUAAUGUCGGAGUUUGGAACAUUCGAGUAGAGAAUCUUGACAGAUGGUAUCUUGGUGAAGAAACUUAUAUGCGGAUCACAAACCCUGAAGAGGAUGGAAAGACAGAGAUGGAUCCCCCAGACAAUGUCCUUUACUGCGGUGCCCUUGAAAACUUGCAGAAGGAACAACACCACUCAGCUGCAACAUCAUCUAUACUAGAUGGACACUUGAAGCUAAUGCUAAUGAUGUUCCUCGCCUCUGUUUUCACGUUUUGCUGAGCAUUUUUACAUCUUUGUGUUGAUCGACCUAGGGAAGUGAAGUUCCAUUUAGUUCUGCUAUAGACUGUCGAAGGCGUUAAAUGUUGAAGUUUAUUUUUUUUAGUGAUGCUUAGAUUUAAUAUUUAUUAUCCCCAUGAAUCUGAACAACAACACUGGUUCCUGCGUCAAAAUGGGUUUAAUUAAUUGUAAUGAUUUUUGUUGGUGUAUGUUCUUAUAAACUAUCCACAUCCUUCAUGUUAA